UCAAAAAGCGAUGUUGCACUGUCUGUGUCGGAUUGAGGCAAGUUCAACGCUAAUACGCAAGUGCCGAACUUUUCGAAUCUGCUGCACCCACUUGCUUCUGUAGUUUCUUGUUUAGCUUCGCUUGCUCCCGGUGGAUUCGUCUGGCUACGGGGCUUGUACGCAUUUGAGAGUUCGGAGUGGAUACUGAUUCAGAACGUGGUGGCUUUCCGUGGUGCCUGUGUAUCGUCGAUGUCAACGUAAUUCACCCGUCUAGUUAAACAGACGUUGGCUUGUUAGUUCGCGAUGGCUAUCAGUGUUCAACACUGCACAUCUAGUAGCAUGUAGUCGUCCACUGUGAUGCGUCAAAGCUCGUGCUAGACACCGUACAGGAACGGUAUUACAGACAGCACGUGUACCGUAUAAUGGAGCUGUUGAGAGAGUUCGGAGAUCCUCAAGUCCUGCUGCUCGCCGAAGAUCAUAUCGUCCUAAAACUGGAAACCGCUUGGCCACCGGACGUGACGGUUCCAGGAGGGCUGUCGCUCGCCGACGAUGACAGUCUUCUCCUCGUUUCGAACCAGAAAUCUCUGGUUUCCGCGGUGAAGAGCUCGCUGCUACGUGACGCGAGGGUCUCGAAGGCCCUGUUCUGCGGUUGCGCGUCUUUUGACUCCUCAGAGCGCUACGCUACCGCCGCCAGAGAGCUGCUUCGAAAUACGCAGCAGAUAUGCAUCCUGCACAACAGGGACAAGGUGUACACGCUCGUUCGCAUGCUUCCGAACGUCAGGGUGCUCGCCCUGCCGCACGAUCUCUGCACACACGUAAUAGAAUUUGAUGAGCCGUGCAGGGACCGCUCCGCACCGCUGGUCGAGCGAUGCCAACUGACCCAGCUGAUGGGAAACUUUGGAGGCCUGCGCAGAGGUCUCCUCGCCUUGAGCCCCGAGACUACUCUGGCUCUUAUGCGCACGUGCCCUGGCUUGCGUCGCAUCGACUCCUUGUGGGUCGCAAAAUGCUACAUCGUUCCGUAUGGCUUGGCCACCUCGUCGGAGCAUCGAAGAGCAAGGAGUUUAACCCAUCUCUGGCUCGGCUUGCUUGACAACAUGUCAGGUGGACAGGCGAAGGAUCCAACGAGCCCGUUGAUAGGAGUCGACGUUACGCUUGCUGCAAGAAAAUUUCCGUUCGUCCAGAAUUUGCAGGUGGUUGUGGAAUCGCUGGACGCACUCGUCAAGAUAUCGGCGUUCCGUAACCUCAGCAGUCUCACGGUGGAACUCAGUCCCGGCAUAGCGUAUGGCGACGUGGAUUCGCAACUGCGGAAUAUGCUCGCAAGACUGCCGGGUCUGGAAGAGCUGGCUCUCGAAAGUUGCGGAGGUCUGCGACUCUCCACUAUCUCGAGGCUGUGUCCCAAGCUCAAACUCUUGAGUCUGGAAAGGUGCGUGGGAGCGACGGAAGACGCUCCUGUUGACGGCGGUGCCUUCCCUAAUCUCGGGCACGUCAAUAUGAGUGUGAGCAUCUUGAAGGCCGCAUGGAGAGCAUUCUUGUCUGCCACUCGCGACACGCUGCGCACCGCGCGCUUCGGCCACGACGGCAUGUGUUUGGAGUUCCUGCAAUACUGCGUCCGCUACGGUCGGAACCAGCCAUUUACGCUUCUCGAACACCUGACCUUGAACACCAAACUGUCGCUACGGGAGUUGGAAGUCCAUCCGGAAGACUUGCACGACGUAAUGAAGGCCCUGCCCGCUCUUCGACACCUAGAAACGGACAGCUACGACUUGCGACUGUUCACGGAGAACUACUGCGUUCCACGUGGCCGGGUGUCCCUGUCCUGGAGUGGAUGUGUCCACUGUAACGUCCACAAACCGGAUUUAGCGUUGUGCGAGAAAAUUGCGGCAUUCCUCAAUGACAGUAGGCUCCCUCGCGAGUAGGAAAUACUCCACAGUUGUGCGGUGCGCUGUUUUUGGCGUGUGAGCCUUCCGCAAACGGGUAAAGGACAGCGACAAGCUUCGAACAGCGCGAUUCGGUGGCGAUACUAUGUGUUAAGAGUUCCUGCAGUAUUGUGCGUGGCACGGCCGGCGCCUAUCAUUCCCGCGUCUCAAAGGAGUGCUAUUCGACCCAAAACAGUCACUGCGUGUGUCGCAACUCAAGCCCGGGGACUUGCACCACGUGCUAACGGCCUUGCUCGUGCUUCGCUACCUGGAGUCGGACAGUUAUGACCCGCGGCUGUUCUUCGAGUACUACCGUGCUCCUCGUGGUGGGGUGUCUUUGUCAUGGCGGGAUGGGUCUACUCUGUGGUGCAGAAGCCACAUCUUAGAAAAUUUCACUAAAUUGCGGCAUGUUGGCUUCUGAGGACGAUCACAGUAAGCAAUUCUCCGUAUUCGCCAGGUAGUCACUCUUCAGCACGCGAGUGCUUUGCAAACGCGCGUAGGACGAGCAUCGGCGUAUGUAACUCUGGUGACGGGACUCGUCAGCUUCUCCGUUGAGGCUGAAUGCCAAAGGGACUGCGCUCAAAAAGUCUGUGCGUCCAUGUUUCAUCGUGCCCUGGCGUUCCUUUUCAGAAAGUUAUGUCUCACUGGCACAAACUGGACGUGCCUGCCCAAUAAGUGGGUUCCGUUACGGUUCCCGCUAGGUUUCGCUCCAGAAACGUGUUUUAUCGUAAAAGUCUUGGUGAGUUAGCCUGUUGUGUGAUACGAAUGUUUGAAAUGUGUAUAACUAAAUUGAAGGCACAUUCCCUAUAGGGGUUGCUUCCCAGGAUCAUUUUAAUAAAGUUAUUCGUAUCGGUGUC
Messenger RNA from Dermacentor andersoni, 2752 nucleotides. RefSeq lists its product as uncharacterized. The record is from RefSeq and is a predicted model, not a curated record. Lineage: Eukaryota; Metazoa; Arthropoda; Arachnida; Ixodida; Ixodidae.